AUGGUGCUGGUGGCUUUGUUGGGGCUCAGCUGGUUCUGCUUGCCCUUGGGAGCUCUUGUUCUGGACUUCAAUAACAUCAAGAGCCCUGCAGACAUGCAAGGAGCUUGGAAGGGCUCACAGUGCAUGUCAGACAAGGACUGCAGUGCCAGAAAAUUCUGCCUCAUGCCCCGUGAUGAGAAGCCACUCUGUGCCACAUGCCGGGGGGUGCGGAGAAGGUGCCAGCGAAGCGCCAUGUGCUGCCCAGGGACACUCUGUGUGAAUGAUGUAUGUACUUUGAUAGAAGAUGUAACCUCAAUAUUGGAAAGAAAGACUGAUGACCAAGAUGGCACAAAACAAACAACUGAGCAUCCAAUUGAAGAAAACAAACACAAGAAGAAGCCAAAUAUUAAGAAUUCACACGGCAGUAAGGGACAAGAGGGAGAAAGCUGUCUUAGAACUUUUGACUGUGGCCCUGGACUUUGCUGUGCUCGUCAUUUUUGGACAAAAAUUUGUAAACCAGUCCUGUUAGAGGGGCAAGUCUGCUCUAGGAGAGCACAUAAAGAUACUGCACAAGCUCCAGAAAUCUUCCAGCGCUGUGACUGUGGUCCUGGACUAUUAUGUCGAAGUCAAGUGACUGGCAAUCGACAGCAUGCAAGGUUAAGAGUAUGCCAAAAAAUAUGA
Castor canadensis (American beaver) is the source of this 660-nucleotide messenger RNA. RefSeq names its product dickkopf WNT signaling pathway inhibitor 4 (gene Dkk4). NCBI's taxonomy places the organism in Eukaryota, Metazoa, Chordata, Mammalia, Rodentia, Castoridae. Gene Ontology annotation, biological process: multicellular organism development; negative regulation of canonical Wnt signaling pathway. Gene Ontology annotation, molecular function: co-receptor binding; receptor antagonist activity. Gene Ontology annotation, cellular component: extracellular region. The record is from RefSeq and is a predicted model, not a curated record.